UCCUACGGUAUUCAGAUAGAUCGCUUUCCACUGGUUUCUGGUUUCCGAUCGAUAAGGAACCAGACACGGCAUUAUCCGGCAACAGAAAAUGAAAAAGUUAGAGGAAAAAGAAAAACCAGUUACACAAACCUGGACCCAGAUAUAUGCUGCUUUGGGAGUUGGUUUUGUUUAUAUUAUCAUUGGAUUACCUUUAUGGUGGAAAACAACAGAGGUAUACAGAGUUAGUCUACCUUACUCUGAUAUAGAGGAGUUAUAUCAAGCAAAGUUGAAGUAUACAGUAGAUUUGGAGGUUAUUAAUUUUGAUGGUCAGAUAACAGAUGUGGACCUAACCUCAUUAUCAGGACUUCUAACAUCAGUCUUAGCUUCUAAAGAGAGUGACAUAUACAGUAAAUACAGAGUGAAUGUUCGACAAUGUACACAGGACGAGAGAGUGCAUGAAAAAUUAGAAUUACCAGGUUUAGAUGAGAAGUUACAUUUAGAAGAUGAAAAACAGAAUAGAUAUGAGAUUUAUUUGUUGCCAAAGAAACUAACAAAGCCUUAUAUUGGUACACAUCAUGCACUUUAUUUGUCUACAAAAGACAGAGAGUUGUCUUUAGUAUCAGAAGAUAUUGUACACCUUGUCAAAGAGCAUUUUGUUAGAGAAUCAGUGCUGACAAAAACAUUUCAAGCCACUAAAGGACAGAAUAAAGCUACUAGAGGACAGAAAAUUACACAACAGCCAGAUAAAGAAAGUAUGAGAGCUGUCAAAUCAAAUGAUGAAUAUGAUAUAACCUUUAGCCUUGUGAACCCUCAACCUGACAUUUUAGAUGUCCAAUGGGAUAUAGAAUAUGGAGUGUCAUAUUUAGACCCAUUGAUAUUAAAGAUAGAACAGUAUGCAAAGUUGAACAUCAAAUCACAGGUGAUGUACUACACUGGGUUACUGAGGAGACCAAAAUCAGACGACAAGAAAGGAGAAUUUUACUAUGAUAUGGAGGAUUUACCUCACACUAUCAACCCAUUGGAGGUCAAACUAGGAUCUCAUGCCUCUAACAACCCUACAUUAAACUUUUUGACAUAUGUACCAAGUAGAAAUCAGCAUCCACUGUAUAUCUGUCAGAGAAAAGGUGUGAAAGUGGAAAGUAACUCAUUCCUGAGUCCACGAUGGGGUGGUAUAUUUAUUUACAAUGUGCCAAACCCAGGCUCCAAUGAUACUCUGCCUGUCCCAGUUAGUCUAGAUAUGAAAUCUGUAAUGGAAGUGUUUAUUACACAACUAAAGCUUCUGCUUAAUAUUCAAUCAGUAUCACCAGAUACAGUAGAGAUUGCUGAUCCUCAGAAUAAGAUUAUAUCUGAAUGGGAAUUAGAUAACUGGUUGAGAUACAGAUGUAUUGAAAAUCUAGGAACAUCAGCAUCCACAUUGAAAUCUUUAGCACAGUUAUUAGGCAAAAUUAGAAAUAUGGUUAUACAAGAUCAUAUAGGAAAACUGGUUGAGGAAGCUGUGAGUGCUAUUAAAGCUAGUCACAAUUAUUUAGCACAGGGAAAGUUAGAUAAAGCUUUCCUCAAGUCAAAACAAGCAUUUAAAGCAUCAGAGACAGCUUUCUUUGAUCCAUCCUUACUAGAAUUAUUAUAUUUCCCUGAAGAUCAAAAAUUUGCAAUAUACAUUCCAUUGUUUCUGCCAAUAAGUUUACCUGUGAUAGCCUCAUUAUACAAGGCAUUCAAAUGGAUCAAAGAACAAAAAGCUAAAGUGAAACAAGAAUGAGGGUUAUUACAACAAGUACAACAGACAUUUGAGUUAUAGAUGCUAAAUACCAGGUUGAAUUUAGAAAAUAAAGUGUUCUUCAGGUUACAUCUGGAGAAAAGAGACAAGUGAAUUUUGAGCAUUGCAAAUGAUUUUAGUGUUUGAGGAGAGUUGUCAGAUAUUAAUCUGUUAUGCUUAUGUUAACAUUUGUGUCAUUGUGAUAGAUUUCAGUAUUGUCACAUGUUAUAUUAUCAUUGUUGUAUAUUCAUGAACAUAUUUGUCAGAACAGUGAUAAUUUUGUGUUGAACCAAAAAAAAAAAUCAUCCACUUCUAUUAUUUCAAAAAGCUGUUCUGACAAAUACAACUUAUGAAAGUAUGACCUGCAGGAUGACAGUAUUCUCAGUAUAUAUACACCAAAAACACUGAGGUUUGCUACACUAAUGUCAUGAAAUCUACAAACAAAAGACCCCUUGUAUUAUAUCCUCAAUUGUGAAAGAUAUUUUGAUGAUUUUGUUAUAUUUAUUAAGACUAUAAACAAUUCAUACAUACCAUAUAAUGGUAUGCUUUUUUAUAUGCUCUUUUUUUUUUUUAAUGUUUUUACAUUCUGUCAAUAAACAUUACUUUGA
Mytilus trossulus (common blue mussel) is the source of this 2340-nucleotide messenger RNA. Its product is annotated as GPI transamidase component PIG-S-like. Gene Ontology annotation, cellular component: GPI-anchor transamidase complex. NCBI's taxonomy places the organism in Eukaryota, Metazoa, Mollusca, Bivalvia, Mytilida, Mytilidae. The transcript is spliced from 16 exons. The coding region runs from base 89 to 1735 and encodes 548 amino acids. Gene Ontology annotation, biological process: attachment of GPI anchor to protein. The record is from RefSeq and is a predicted model, not a curated record.